Silurus meridionalis is the source of this 2488-nucleotide messenger RNA. It is a transcript of the gene vsnl1a, whose product is annotated as visinin-like 1a. The record is from RefSeq and is a predicted model, not a curated record. The transcript has 4 exons. Bases 252 to 827 code for a protein of 191 amino acids. Gene Ontology annotation, molecular function: calcium ion binding. Lineage: Eukaryota; Metazoa; Chordata; Actinopteri; Siluriformes; Siluridae.
GUGUGUGUGUGUGUGUGUGUGAGAGAGAGAGAGAGAGAGAGCGCUCGUGCUCGUUCGGCAGUUUCUCGUCUAGCGUCACUUCAUCUGCGGCGUCGCGCGCUUACGGUUUUCUCCUCCUUAUCCCGGCAUCGGCUUCUUUCCCAUCCAACUCCUCAGCUUGGAAACACACGCACACGCACACACUUACAGUGUCGCUUAGAGCGGAUAACAAACCUAGUUAUUUCUGCUACUCCUUGGAAAAGAGAGACACCAUGGGGAAACAGAACAGCAAGCUGACCCCUGAGGUGCUGGAUGACCUGGUAAAGAGCACAGAGUUUAAUGAGCAUGAGCUAAAGCAGUGGUACAAAGGCUUUCUAAAAGACUGCCCCAGCGGCCGCCUGAAUCUUGAGGAAUUUCAGCAGUUAUAUGUGAAGUUUUUCCCCUACGGCGAUGCAUCAAAGUUUGCCCAGCACGCCUUUCGGACCUUCGACAAAAAUGGAGAUGGCACCAUUGACUUCAGGGAGUUUAUCUGUGCUCUGUCCAUUACAUCAAGAGGCAGUUUCGAACAGAAACUAAAUUGGGCCUUCAACAUGUAUGACCUGGAUGGAGACGGCAAGAUUACACGAGUAGAAAUGCUGGAGAUUAUUGAGGCGAUCUACAAAAUGGUGGGCACUGUGAUCAUGAUGAAGAUGAACGAGGAUGGGCUUACCCCCGAGCAACGGGUCGACAAAAUCUUCAGCAAGAUGGAUAAGAACAACGAUGACCAGAUCAGUUUGGAGGAGUUCAAAGAGGCAGCAAAGAGCGACCCAUCCAUCGUAUUACUGCUGCAGUGUGACCUGCAAAAAUAAGCAUGGCGUCCGAGUGAAACGCCAGAGACUGUGCCGAAGAUCAGUGUUCCAUUCAGUUUGCAGCUAUUUCCACUGAGAAAAAAAUAUGCUUGGACUACCUUUCAAUAGAUCUGCUUUCUGUGUUUGAAACACUUGUGUGCAUGAGAAUGUUCUUUGCUAACAAAUUUUAGAUGUGCACAGACAGAAGCACACACUUCCAAACACACACACACACACACACACCCACACACUAAACAAGCUCUCACCAUAUAAAAAAUUUAAAUAGAAUCGAAUAGAUGCAUAAACUUCAAAUCAACUGCCAAUAUGUGAAGUGUGAGAACAUACAUUUCCAUACAGUCUUGUUCAUUUAGAACUUGAACAUGCUCUACUGACAUACACGACCACUUAUUGUACCACAAUACCAAUGCUUGCUAAGUGUAUAAUAAUACUGUUUAAUGUUAAACAAAUCAGAUCCAUUGGUAACAGGACAUAUUUCAGAUUUUUCAGUUAUUAUACUGUGUGAGUAGACAUUCGCGUUCAUAUUAAAACAAAACAUUGUUUCUGUGUAACUGAAAUAUUAGGAACAGCUGUUUACUAUGAUAUGCAAAGUCCAUGAUGAUAAAAGGGAUAUGUUUUUUUUCUGCAUAAGUUUAAAAUUAGUUUUGGCUAGAUGUUGACCGAUGGAUUUUACCAAUACAGAUAGCUAGGUUGAAUCGUACUUGCUGAAAACCGAUUAAUCAACUGAUAGUUUAAAAAAGAAAAAUACACUCCAUGUAAAAUAGUACAGAACCUUAUUACAAAAAAAAGUACUGAUCAUGAAAAUGUGCUAAAUGCAUGUGGUGUCAGUGAUUCAUCUAUAGAGGCCUAUAUCACACUGUAUAUUGACAGCAGACCUUCUCAGUCGCUCCAGCAACCUGGAAAAACUAUCAGUAUGGAUUUUUGCUAAUAGCUGAUAGUUCCAGCAAUCAACUAUCAGUGCAAAACCAAUUAAUCUGUUGACCUCUAGUUUUGGCGUCUGCGCCAGUAAUGAGAAGCCUUAGAUAAUUAUUGGCACCCUGUGCAGCAUUUGUUCACUUUGAAACAAAAUAACAUUUGAGACUAAAAAACAAAUUUUAAGUUUUAUUAUAAGGUACUGAAAUCUGCACACACGAUUGUACGAAGUAGACUCUACUUGUGAGAAAACGUUUUCACAGUUACUCAUACAUGCGAGAUGAGAUUAUUAUUAUUGUUAUUGAGAUGCCCUUAAACAGUAUAUUGUGUGAACUAUAAACUGCAUAUCACUGUUAAUGAAAUAUUCAGAUAUUGUUUCGGCCGCAUUUAAUUCACCGGGAGUUACGAGAGAACCUCUAGAGGGUUUAGAUAAAUCAAAAAUAACGAACUAGACCACACAAAGUAAUAAUUAAAUUGUCAGUCCACAUUCCUAGACCAGUCUGCAUCGUUUAUUCAGCUUGGCUUGUCAAACACGAGUUUGAUUUUGAUCUCAAAUGUCCUGUUGUUAAUAAGCGCUUUGCACACACUGUUUUACAUUAACGUUUUCUCGCUUUACUCUGCCACCAGAUUUGUGCGAUAGCAAAACGGUUUUCAUUAUUUUGUAUAUGUUGCAUGUAUAUGUGUCUCUGAUGCCAUGGCUGCACUUCUCCCUGUGAUGUGAUUUAAAUGAAUAAAACAAUAUAUGGCCCUUU